UCUUUUUUUUGUUUGAACGCCACAUCUGAAACUACAUUUCCCAGGCACCCCAUGUAGUAUUGUUUUUGCGAGCGCAAGCAAUUCGAUCAGAUUCGACGCAAUCACACACCUCCCAAGCGUUGUGUGUGGAACAGGAUAUUUUGCUACCUUGAACGGCAGGUAAACAGAUGAAAAUAGUGGGGGAAGAGAGCAACGUCUACUGAAGAAAUAACCAAGACACAUUCCCUCGGCAGUCUGCAAGGCCAUGCCUCAUAGAAGUCUCUGCAUAUAGGAAUAACUCUGUUGUGACUGGUGUGUCAAUCAGGGGACUCCUGCUUUACUUUUGAAGUCACUUUAACAAAUUUAAGGGAUUUCUUACAACCCAUUUCACUGGGGGACUGUUGAACAAUAACCACAAUGUACCAAGUGGUACCAGGAGGUGCAGGGGGCACAGUUACCAAUGCUACACCUAUCAAACAGAAACUAAAAAGGGAUGCUCGUCCCCUAGUUGUAGCAAGUGUUUUAGGCUUGGUGCUAGUGAUUGCUGCGGUGACCGCAUGGUGCUAUUACAUUGGUUCUCUGCGCAAGGCUGAACUGCUUAAGACAGAACUUCUGGACCUCAACAAGGAUGGCUACAUCAUUCGCAACCAGGCAGGGGCUAUUGUCUUCAGGAUGUCUUUCAGGUCUGGCACCCUGGACUUAGACUCAUGUUCUAAGGAGGGGGAGAUACUGAGCUGUGGGCGCACCAGUGAUAGGAAACUCAAGUUUUUCAUCCAGACUGUAUUUGACAAUACAGUCCAAUGCUACCGUGUGCGUUGGGAAGAAUUGAUUCCCAGCCUGCCCGUGGAGCACGCCAUGACCUAUAACGUCUCGCACUGGUAUGGUGGAGCCGAGACUGCCAUACAGCAUUGGCCUAUAUCCAUCUCCGGGCAGCAGGCACCCAAACCCUUUGUCACCAGUGAUAUCUACUCAAACCGAAACGGCUUUGGGGGCAUCUUGGAACGCUACUGGCUCUCAUCCAAUGCCACGGCCAUUAAGAUCAAUGACUCUGUGCCGUUUCAUCUUGGCUGGAACGACACAGAGAAGACCAUGUACUUCCAGGCGAGGUACCAUGACACCCCUUACAAGCCAAACCCUGGUGAGGCACCUUGUGCUGAACUCAGCUACAGAGUCUGUGUGGGCUUGGAUGUCACAUCCAUUCACAAGUACAUGGUGCGCAGAUACUUCAACAAGCCCAACAAGGUGCCUUCCAAAGCCAUGUUCCGCCAUCCCAUCUGGUCCACGUGGGCGCUACACAAGACUGACAUAGACCAAGAGAAACUGUUGAAGUUUGCUGCCAACAUCCGCAAGCAUGGCUUCAACUGUAGCCACCUAGAGCUAGACGAUCGCUACACAAACCACUAUGGGGAAUUUGAUUUUGACUUGGCCAAGUUUCCCAACGCUACAGCCAUGUUCCAGAAGCUCAAAACAGACGGAUUUCUGGUCUCUCUCUGGACACACCCUUUUGUCAACUAUGACUCUGAGAAUUUUCACACCUGUGUAGAAAGAGGGCUUUUUGUCCGAGAACCUACAGGUCGUCUUCCGGCUUUGGUAAGCUGGUGGAACGGCAUCGGGGGCAUUCUAGACUUUACCAACCCAGAGGCCCGUGAUUGGUUCGCCUCCCACCUGCGGUCUUUACGAUCCAAGUACGGAGUAUCCUCCUUCAAGCUGGACGCGGGCGAGACAAACUACUUGCCCUGGCAAUUCAGCACAAAAACACCCCUUCGUGACCCUAGCACGUUCACCCGUCGCUACACCGAGAUGGCUAUUCCUUACAAUGAGCGAGCCGAGCUGCGUUCAGGCUACCAGUCCCAGAACAUCUCCUGCUUCUUCAGGCCCAUUGACCGGGACUCUGUUUGGGGCUAUGAGCUAGGCCUCAAGUCCCUUAUUCCCACCGUGCUCACCAUCAGCAUUCUCGGCUACCAGUUCAUCCUACCGGACAUGAUCGGUGGCAACGCCUAUCUGAACCGCACUGAUGGUGAGCGCACUUUACCGGACCGUGAGCUCUACAUCCGCUGGCUGGAGCUGUCGGCUUUUAUGCCCUCCAUGCAGUUCUCCAUCCCCCCCUGGGAGUAUGACAACGAGGUGGUGGAGAUCGCCCGGAAGUACACUGCUAUCCAUGAGAGUAUAGUGGCCCCACGGGUUCUGGAACUUGCUGGGGAGGUGCUGGACACAGGAGACCCCAUCAUACGACCUCUGUGGUGGAUCGCCACUGGCGACGAGACUGCUUAUAAGAUUGACUCCCAGUUCCUGAUAGGGGAUGACCUCAUGGUGGCUCCAGUACUGGAGCCUGGAAAGCAGGAAAGGGACAUCUAUCUCCCGGCUGGACACUGGCGGAGCUACAAGGGAGAACGGUUUGAUAUUAAGGAGCCUCUGCACCUUACAGACUACCCGGUAGAUCUUGAUGAAAUUGCUUACUUUGUCUGGGUUUAGUGAAGAGGGGUACAAGGCUGGACAGCUUAGCGGGUGGGCCUGCAUGCAUUUGUUUAUAGUAUUUUCUCUGAAGUCAGGGCUCACAGCACAUUUGUGUUCUUGUAAAUUUAGAAUCACUAUUAUUGAAGAAAUAUCAAGGCGAAACCUUUUCUGCUUGCUCAAACAUGUGCCCUUGCAAUAACCCAGGAAUGUAGCAGAGGAGGCAGGUGGGAGGAGCUAUAGGAGGACAGGGUCAUUGUAAUUGCUGGAAUGGAAUUAAUGGAACGGAGUCAAGCCUGGUUUCCAUAUCUGUGUUUACCGUUCCAUUUAUGCCAUUCCACCCAUUACAUUGAGCCCAUCCUCCUAUAGACCCUCCCACCAGCAUCCUCUGGAAAGUAGGUAUGUUUAUGCAUUACAAUUAUGUAUCAUGAGACAUGACCCAAACAUUUAUUCAGCAUGACAUAACAGUCGACUAUUAACAGAAUAGUCAUCGGCUGUCUUUUAGACAUUUUUAAGGGCUGAUAUUUGAAUGCUUUCAUGUCUUAUUUAUGAGUCAACACACUAAGAAGGGAAGAAGUAUAUUUUGAUGUGAAAAUGCCUUGUAUACUUACAUAUAUGUUAAUGAUUUUUUGGUUUUGCUGAUAUUUUUGUUAUUGUGUCAAUGCACUUAACAAUACAGUGUGUAAUUGUUCAGUCAGUGGUUGUUCUGUUAAGGUUCUCGCCACUCUGAAAUCAAAAGAAGCUGCACGUGAGAUUCUUCACCUGAAGAUUUCUCCGGAAGUUGGGUGUCAUAUUUUCCAUGUUGUGUUAACCUUGUCUACUUCCCAAAUGGCACCCUAUUCCCUAUGUAGAAGGCAAAAUAUUGCACUAAAUAGGGAAUAGGUUGCCAUCUGGGACUAGGACUGUGGCGGUCAUAACAUUUUGUCAACCGGUUAUUGUCAUGCAAAAGACUGCUGGUCUCACGGUAACUGACCAUUAAUUAACAGAAACACGUUUAGCAUCUCCAAGCCUCCACUCAUACAAGCCGCUCAGACAUACGGGGACCCACUUCUUGACAUGGAAGUAGGUGAUUAGACAUGUCUUUUUGAGUGCUUAAAGCUUAAUUACUCUUCGUAGUCUUGUAAUGUUUUAAGUGACAAACUAUCCAUUUAAUUUGGAGUCACUUUUUAAUAUUAUACCCUCAACCUUUGGCUAAAUAGUCUUUACUUUUCAGGCUUCAUUGAGAGGACUUGAAAUGGGUGCUAUUCAAUUUUUGUUUAAGCAGGCAAUAAUGAAAUAAUCCAAUAUGUAAGAUGCUAUGAGAUCUGAGUGAACUGAACUUUGAACUGGAAUCACUGUGUGACAUAUGUCAAAUAUCCAUCCAGACUGUCCUAAAUGCCGUUUAACAAAUAAUAUACUGCCACAUUUUCAGCAUGAAUUAUACUUCUGACAGAUAUUUGAAUGUCACUACUCUUUGUAAUUGUUAUAUUGCAAAAUGUUUUUACUGUUUUGUUAGCCAGUCCUUGGAGACCUUAAAGAUUGAACCUGUGUACAUUCACCAUGUCGCAGUAAUGUGAACUCUUAGGUCACCUAGGGGUCAUUGUUUUUACUGGCAGAAGCUUCUCCAUAACAUCCCUGCUUAUUUAUAGCAGUUCUCAUAUCGACCUUUAGUCUCGACCGUCAUCGUCUAUGUCUAGCACUAUUACCUCACAAGAAUAGAUCUUUGCUCUCCUGAAAGACUCGCUGGAACUAGCCUAAGUGUUUUCCACUUUGGUACAUACAAAACAAGAACAUCAAGAUGCUGACAGACUUCUCUUUGAAUUUCAGAGCACUCUUUACCCAUGACAGGAGAUUUUGUAUGCAAGCCAAAAACAUGAGUGAAAUAGCAACAGUUUGCCGGGACUGUCAUUGCAGAUGAAACCGCUUUGAUUAAUUUUUAUAUUUAGUACCUUUUUAUUAUAUAUUUUUCUAGUGAACAGCAUAAUAUAGUAAUUUGGGCCAAAAGCACAAUAUGCGAAGGCUUGUCAAUAGACGUUCAGCAUUAUGUGACCUGGAACAGAUUAGAUUGACAAAUUACAUUGUUUGAAUGUGGGAGAGUUAUUGUGAGGGUCUCCCACCACCAUAAAGUCAAGCAGUCUGAUUUGCAGUUGUAUUAGCUUGCAUCACAUUGUUCUCCAUGAGAUUGUGUGACCAGUGAAGGCUAUGGUAAAGCUGGUUUUAUAACAAUGUGAGGUUCAAAAGAGUAAAGUAUCAAUGUAUUGUUAGUCAGAGAAAGGUACGCACUGAUAUAGCAAUGAAUGUAUGGCUCAUGGCCUCAAAGGAUGGAUUGGGAAAACUUCUCCACUUUAGCUUUUUUUUUUUUUUUUUUUUCUCGCUUCUUACUGAUUUGUGACACUCUUUUACCAAUUUGGCAAAAGGCAACGCAAAUCUGUAAAGCUACAGAAACGUGAGUUUGUUUCAAUGACGUAAGUAAGGACAUCUUUGGACCUUCGGUAUUAUUUUGAUGUAGAAAGACAUUUUGUCAUUCAGUAUCUUGCUGAAAUGUUGUAAAGUUAUAUAUCCUAAUGCUGAAUUUCAAGGACCACCACCAGCUUUGUUGAAAAUGCUUAGACAUGGUUGUGUUCUUUUAAUACAUUUUUUAAAGGCUAAUUUUAUUUUAAAGGGUUAUGUUAUCAGGGACAUUGAGUAGGUUUUAAUAUAUACUGAACAAAAAUAUAAAUACAACAUGCAACAAUUUCAAACAUUUUACUGAGUUAGUACAUAUAUGAAAAUCAGUCAAUUGAAAUUAAUUUGGGCCCAGCCAAUCAGAAUGAGUUUUUUCCCCCACAAAAUGGCUUUAUUUCAGACAGAAAUACUCACCACCCCACUCAGACAAUCCCGUAGGUGAAGAAGCCGGAUGUGGAGGUCCUGGGCUGGCGUGGUUACACGGGAUCUGCGGUUGUGAGGCCGGUUGGACGUACUGCCAAAUUCUCUAAAACAACGUUGGAGGCAGUUUAUGGUAGAGCAAUUAACAUUAAAUUCUCUGCCAGCAGUUCUGGUGGACAUUUCUGCAGUCAGCAUGCCAAUUGCACACUCCCUCAACUUGAGACAUCUGUGCCAUUGUGUUGUGACAACAUAUGCUUUUUGUGUGUAUGGAACAACUCGGGGAUUAUUCUUUUUCAGCUGAUGAAACAUGGGACCAACACUUUACAUGUUGCAUUUAUAUUUUUGUUCAGUGUUGUUGCCAUGGUGAUAAUCUACACAUAUGACUGAAGUACAGUAUUGCCACAGUUGCAUUUCAUUGUGAUGUUGACAUGUCACACUAACUCAGGUUUUUGUGAUUAGUAACUACUCCAAUUUAACCUGUAUUUCUAGGAACAAUACAAGGAAGUCAUGUUGCCUUUGUCUUCAAUGCAUAGCCUGGAUUGUGUUUAUUCAUAUGACUAAAAUGUACAAUGAUAAUCUUUAAUUUGCUUGAAUUGUAUAACUGUCUGUUGUUGUUUUCCCCCUUGUGUUUACGUUGUGGCAAAUAAUAUAAACAUUUCAUGAUUGUCAA
This is a messenger RNA of Oncorhynchus keta (chum salmon), 5944 nucleotides long. Its product is annotated as myogenesis-regulating glycosidase-like. Lineage: Eukaryota; Metazoa; Chordata; Actinopteri; Salmoniformes; Salmonidae. The coding region runs from base 397 to 2451 and encodes 684 amino acids. The transcript is spliced from 3 exons. The record is from RefSeq and is a predicted model, not a curated record. Gene Ontology annotation, molecular function: hydrolase activity, hydrolyzing O-glycosyl compounds. Gene Ontology annotation, biological process: carbohydrate metabolic process; skeletal muscle fiber development.